AUGGACACUACAAUUGAUCUUCCUGAUCGCACAAAAGUGCCGACGAACAUCCAACGGCCGCGCAAAGAAAAAGCCCCCAAAGCCCCCAAGCAGCCGAAGGGCGCUACCCCGCCAAAGACAAGUAAACCUGCCUCCGUAGCCUUCAAUGAAGACCCAGACUCGAUGUUCAAAACUGGCUUCCUUGCCGACGUUUAUAAUGAGAGACCAAUCGGUUCUGCGCAUGUUAAGAAGGUUGUGACCCGUUUCCCGCCCGAACCAAAUGGCCACCUUCACAUCGGCCAUUCCAAAGCCAUUGCGAUAAAUUUUGGUUUCGCGCGAUUCUAUGGGGGGGAUUGCUAUCUUCGAUUCGACGAUACGAACCCUAAAAGUGAGGAGGAAGAAUUUUUCAUUGCGAUUGAAGAUAUCGUACGGUGGUUGGGGUUUUCGCCGGUCAAGGUCACCUAUUCCAGUGACAAUUUUGAUCGUCUUUAUGAGCUGGCGGAAGACUUAAUUAGACGAGAUGGCGCAUAUGUUUGCCACUGCAACAGGCCCGAAAUCCAAGCCCAGCGAGGUGGAGGAGAAGGGGAAGGCAAACGUCGAUUUGCGUGCGCACAUCGUACUCGUCCCAUUGAGGAAUCACUUACGGAAUUCAGAGCAAUGCGCGAUGGCAAAUAUGCAGCAGGAGAAGCCGCAUUACGCAUGAAGCAGGACAUAGAAGAUGGUAAUCCCCAAAUGUGGGAUCUCUUUGCGUAUCGUGUCAUCGAUGACAAGGAUAGACAUCAUUUCCGAACUGGGGAUAAAUGGAGAAUAUACCCUACGUACGAUUUUACUCAUUGUCUCUGCGAUAGCUUUGAGGGCGUCACGCACUCUCUUUGCACCACCGAAUUCGAGUUGUCGCGGGUAUCUUACGAGUGGCUUUGCGACAAAUUGGAAGUUUAUAAACCGAUGCAAAGAGAAUACGGCCGUCUCAAUGUUACUGGAACCAUUCUGUCAAAACGUGAUAUUCUGAAACUUAUCGGUGGCAAUCAUGUCGGAGGAUAUGACGAUCCUCGCCUGUAUACACUUGUCGGUCUACGAAGACGAGGGGUGCCUCCCGGAGCUAUCCUUUCGUUCGUGAACGAACUUGGAGUGACCAAAGCCAAGACAAAUAUCCAAGUACACCGCUUUGAGCAAUCAGUGAGAAGGUAUCUAGAGACGACAGUUCCGCGAUUGAUGGUCGUUGUCGAGCCCCUAAAGGUUAUCAUCGAUGAUCUUCCUGAAGAUUACCUUGAAAUGGUGGAGCUUCCUUAUUCGAAAGACCCCGCAUUCGGAGUCCACAAGGUCCCGUUUACAAGGGUCGUUUAUAUCGAGCAAAGCGAUUUCAGAGAAGUUGAUUCGGCAGACUACUUCCGACUUGCGCCUGGGAAAACCGUGGGUCUCAUGAAAGUUCCAUAUCCAAUCACAGCCACAACCUUUGAAAAGGAUCCAGAAACGGGUCUCGUAACCUGUGUUCAUGCAAAAUAUGAAAAGCCAGUAGAGGGAUCCGCACCUAAGAAACCGAAAACAUUCAUCCACUGGGUCUCUCUGUCCCCCGAACAUUCUAGUCCCAUAAAAGCCGAAGUCCGCAUUAUCAAUCGGCUUUUCAACUCCGAAGACCCCAAGAGCCAUCCAGACGGAUUCCUGGCGGACAUUAAUCCUAAUUCCAUGGAUAUCUACCGCAAUGCCAUGGUCGAUAUCGGGUUCCCCGAAAUUAAACGCCGCGCGCCUUGGCCUGCAAAGGAGGGCGAAAAGCGAUCGAACCCGGAAAACCCCGAGAGACAAGAAUAUGACAUUAGCGGCGCAGGGAAUGUCGGCGCGGAUGGAUCAAUCAUUCGUCCAGAAACGGUUCGGUUUCAGGGGAUGCGGGUGGCGUAUUUUGCGCUUGAUAGUGAUAGUACCGAGGACAAGGUGAUUUUGAACCGGAUUGUGGCCUUGAAGGAUGAUGCUGGGAAAUAG
Molecule: messenger RNA, 1953 nt
Organism: Histoplasma mississippiense
Lineage: Eukaryota; Fungi; Ascomycota; Eurotiomycetes; Onygenales; Ajellomycetaceae
Product: glutaminyl-tRNA synthetase
Exons: 5
Coding region: 1-1953 (650 amino acids)
Biological process (GO): glutaminyl-tRNA aminoacylation; translation
Cellular component (GO): cytosol; cytoplasm
Molecular function (GO): glutamine-tRNA ligase activity; ATP binding
Source: RefSeq, a predicted model, not a curated record